This is a messenger RNA of Orbicella faveolata, 1567 nucleotides long. RefSeq names its product low-density lipoprotein receptor-related protein 4-like. NCBI's taxonomy places the organism in Eukaryota, Metazoa, Cnidaria, Anthozoa, Scleractinia, Merulinidae. The record is from RefSeq and is a predicted model, not a curated record.
ACUGAUAAUCUAUUAUUGAUUGUCUUGGCUUUAUUACAGAAACAAUGGAUUGAAUUUAACUUCAGAGUUGCAAUCGCAAAAGCUUGUACAGAUUUCUUUUGCAAGAGUGGCGAAUGCAAAAGCACGUCUGGGCGAGUUAAGCGUUCCGAAAGGGCAAAAUUUAUUCAGGAUUCUGAUGUCAAAAUACUUGGACUUUCUCCUAAUGGAGAAAAUACUUGGAUAAUUGAGUUUGCUGUCCUAUUUCCAUCUGUGGAUGGGAAGGCUCCACAACCGUCCAAACCUGAAGAACUGGUUCAAAUGGUCGAUAAAAACAAAGAAGUUCUUCAGAAGGCGGUUGGAGGAUCAAUCAAGCGGAUAACAAUAAGAAAACAACCAGAGCAACCGAAAGAAGGCGCAAAAUCAACCCAAGAUGAUAAAGGAACGCCCGUAGGCGCGAUUGCUGCUGGUGUUGUAAGCCUUGUCAUCGUGUUGAUAUUAGUGGCUGCAUUUGUUAUCUACCGAAUGAGACGAAAGAGAGCGCAUAAUUCAAGACCAGCAGACGGCAUACAGUUGGAAAAUGACUGGGUGACUAAUAGCAACUCUCACACUGCAUUUGAUAACCCAGCUUUUGGCCAAGACCCAAUAUAUGAUUCCAUUUCACAAGCAAAAGGUGGCUCAGUGACUGAAAAAAUAAGACAAUGGAACAAUGAUGACGGCAGCAACGGGACAUCUAAUCCAACAUAUGAUGUCGCCAAUGAUGAAGAUCAUGGAAUCGAAGAUCCUGAACCACCAUAUGCCUCUCUCGAGAAAGAAAAGGAUGAUGACGGCAGUAACGGGAUAUCUAACCCAACAUAUGAUGUCGCUAAUGAUGGAGAUUAUGGAAUCGAAGAUCCUGAACCACAAUAUGCCUCUCUCGAGAAAGAAAAGGAAUCUAAUCUCCCACAGGACGCAGCAACGGACGACGACAACUAUGCGAAAAUAAAGCACGAGGAUGAAUCGCACGCUUGAGCCAUAAAAAAAAAAUGUUGUUGUUACUAACGGCCACCUUUGUGUGUGAGCUGACGGUAAUGAUUUUAGUAUUGAUCUUUUUAACUGCACUGUUAAAACAGGAAACUGUGACAUAACGCAUAUGUUCAUCAUCAAUGUAAUUUGAUUUCCUACUAGUACUUUAAGGAAACGUUUCGUUGAAACGGCGUAUCUUAGUCGUCGUUUAACUUGAAUUUACUAGUCUUUGCAUUAAUUAGCUUUAACGAAACUCCUUCAAACAGCUCAUUUUAAAGCGAUCAGGACCAAAGCAAAACCAACCGUGACUUGGCUUGCGUGUGUCUUCUUUUGCUUGGCCCCGUUUAGAGACGAGAUCUGAUUUGCUUAUUUUGUCAUUUGAGUUUUUCGUGAUUGGCCAGAGGUGAUUGCUCUGGUCUUGGUUUUACACGGAAUGAAAUUGAAAACAGUUUUACAUCUAUAUUUCACUCUUUAUGUACAUGUAUUUGUUUUGCUUUUACCUUGACCGGAUUUUGUGGUUUCAGUUUCAAGAAUUUCGUGAGAUCACGCAUAGCAAACGUAAGAGGCCAUUGGUAGCAUAAUCAAG